Eurypyga helias (sunbittern) is the source of this 522-nucleotide messenger RNA. RefSeq names its product translocator protein (18kDa) (gene TSPO). The transcript is spliced from 3 exons. The coding region runs from base 7 to 522 and encodes 171 amino acids. The record is from RefSeq and is a predicted model, not a curated record. Gene Ontology annotation, molecular function: cholesterol binding. Lineage: Eukaryota; Metazoa; Chordata; Aves; Eurypygiformes; Eurypygidae. Gene Ontology annotation, cellular component: endoplasmic reticulum; membrane.
GUCUCGAUGGAAGUGGUAUCAGCCUGGGCCCCAGCAGUGGGUUUCACACUCCUGCCCCAUGCAGGAGGAUUUCUAGGAGGCACGAUAACCAAAAAGGAAAUCCCACUGUGGUACAAAUCUCUGCAGAAGCCAUCCUGGUGUCCACCUAACUGGGUCUUUGCUCCUGUUUGGGGAACUCUCUACACAUCUAUGGGGUACGGCUCCUACCUGGUGUGGAAGGAACUGGGGGGCUUCAACAAAACCUCGGUGGUGCCUCUGGGUCUGUAUGCAGGGCAGCUGGCACUAAACUGGGUAUGGACUCCAGUAUUCUUUGGAGCUCACAAAAUGGGAUGGGGGUUGGUGACGCUCCUGCUCACGACUGGCACGGCCACCGCCACAGCUGCUUCCUGGUAUAACGUCAACAGAACGGCGGGGUUUCUGAUGGUUCCUUUCUUCACUUGGCUUUUUUUUUGUUUAGCCAUGGCUUCUGCCCUCAAUUACCGUAUCUGGAAGGACAAUCGCAACAAGAAACAAUCUGAAUAA